Phytophthora infestans T30-4 is the source of this 1431-nucleotide messenger RNA. RefSeq names its product sugar transporter, putative. NCBI's taxonomy places the organism in Eukaryota, Oomycota, Peronosporomycetes, Peronosporales, Peronosporaceae. Gene Ontology annotation, biological process: transmembrane transport; carbohydrate transport. Gene Ontology annotation, cellular component: membrane. The record is from RefSeq and is a predicted model, not a curated record. The transcript is spliced from 3 exons. The coding region runs from base 1 to 1431 and encodes 476 amino acids. Gene Ontology annotation, molecular function: carbohydrate:proton symporter activity.
AUGGCAGCUGGCGUCGUGGUGAACGCCCACAACAGCAACGACGAUGACGUCCCCACCGAAGGCUCGCGCACGUACGCUAUCAUCGUGUGCGUCUUCGCCGCGCUCGGUGGUCUUUUCUUCGGAUACGACCAAGGUGUGACGUCGGGUGUUCUCAUCAUGGACUCGUUCAUCUACGACUAUUGUGUCGGCUGGCACAAUUUCACCUACGAGCAGUGUACCACUUCCACUUCCCAACUGCCACACGAAUGGACGGACUUCACUGUGUGGCACAACAUGACGUACAACCUCGGUUGUCUCGGUGGGGCCUUCAUCGGCGGAUUUGUCGCGGACAAGCUCGGCCCACAAGAACACAGCCUCAUGUAUAUCGCACGUGUGGUUCAAGGCUUUGGGGUGGGUAACUCGUCGUUCUCAUUGCCUCUCUUUGGCGCAGAAGUGGCGCCGAAGGAGCUGCGUGGCCUGCUCUCUGGUUUCAUGCAGAUGACUGUUGUGACGGGUCUCUUCUUGGCCAACGCUGUCAACAUCAUCGUAGAGAACCAUGAUCGUGGUUGGCGUACGACCAACGGCGUGGCCAUGGCAGCUCCGCUAGUUGUUAUGCUCGGCACCUUCUUCGUGCCGGAGAGUCCUCGCUGGACGUAUCUACAUAAGGGCAAUGAGGAGGCAGAGCGCGUGCUCAAGCGUCUCCGUCAGACGGACAACGUCGGCCACGAACUUCAGGUGAUCGGUGACCAAGUCGACGAGGAAUUGGCGGCCCAGAAGGGGUUUGCUGAAUUACUCGAGCCAUCGAUUUUCAAACGUGUAGCCAUUGCAAUGAUGCUCCAGGUGCUACAGCAAGCCACGGGUAUCAACCCCAUCAUGAGCUACGGCAGUCUCAUUUUCCAAGACAUCACUAAUGCCGGUAUCUACUCGGCUUUCUUCAUCUCCGGUGUUAACUUUCUGAGCACCAUCCCGGCCAUGCGCUGGGUGGACACUACGGGACGACGCAAGCUGCUACUUAUCGGUGCCGUCGAAAUGGUCACAGGCCACUUGUUCGCUGCUAUCCUGUUCACUGCGAUCUGUGACGGCACCGUCGACGAUGCAGGCUGCCCCAAGGUUGGUGGCUGGUUCAUUUGCCUUGGCUCUGCCUUCUUCGUGUUCAACUUCGCUAUCUCGUGGGGCCCCGUGUGCUGGAUCUACCCGGCCGAGAUAUUCCCGUUGAGCAUGCGUGCAACUGGCGGGGUAAAGCUCUUUCCUCAUCUGAACAUCAACGGCGUCUUCUUUUUGUUUGCUGGGCUGUGCUGCAUCUGCGGCGUCUUCGUGUACUUCUUUUGUCCAGAGACCAAGGGCAUCAUGCUCGAAGACAUCGAGGAACUGUUUCAUAGUGGAAACCCCAAGUCGUCCCACUUCGUUGAGGUUAAAUCCCCAGACUCAACUUCAGAUGUUGCUUUUGUUUAA